AUGGCGGCACUUUCGAUAUCAUCGCUGGCUUCCUUUUUCUCUGAUGAGCAGAAGUCCUUAACAAGAGGUGAAAAUCAUUAUCAGUCUAAUCACAUAGAAAGUUUUUCCUUCAGUGAUGGUGUCAUUCGUGGAGAAGUUCACGCUAGCAUGAAGAAAAAAGUGUAUAAAGUGACGGUAAGUGAUCGAUACUUUCAACCAUGUUGAUUCUUGUCGAUUCUAUCAACCAAAUGGCUUUUAUGCAUUUUGUGGCUUCACUCAGUCAUGUUGAUCGUUAUUAUAUCUAAUACAAAUAUUUAAAAGAAAGCUUAAUCCACGAUUUGGAGGCCUAAACGCAACCGACGGUACCUCGCUCUGUUUUUUAUGUUGAAAGGUAAUUUCACCACGUUCCCCAUCAUGAGUUAAGCUUUAAUAUAUGAAAACUUACAAACGCCUUACAGUUCCCCAAAUAAUACCAGUUUUCUCCGCGAUUUUAGAUUUAUUUAGAGGAAGAGAAGAACAUUAAAUCAACGGAUUGUGAGUGUCCGCGAGGGAUGUUUAGGUGUAGUCAUGCUGUCGCUUUGUUUAUACAUGGCCUAUACAACCUCAGUAGAACAGACAUUGAAUGCCAGUGGAAAAAGCGAAAAGCCACAAACUCGUUGCUGCCGUCAGUGCAAGAAAUGUUUCCUCCUGCAAAACCUGCAUACCGUGCUCUUUUAAGAGACCCAACUCGUGAAGAACGUAGUGAACUUUUCCAAAGGCUGAAAAACUAUGGUAAAUUUACUGGACUUUAUUGGCUCAUGAGCCCUGAACCACAGACUCAGUCUAAGUCCUUGCCAGUUGCUACAGUAGAGGAUGUUAUUUUCCAAGAGGAAUUUCUACUGUUGCAAGGCCUCCAAGAACAACGUCAGUAUUUUCUGAAUAAAGUCAGUGUUGAAUGGAGAACUAUUGAAGAUGUAAGCCGCCUUACUGCUGGACAAAGGGACAAUCCUUCUUGGCAAAUGAUCAGGAGGGGUCGACUGACAGCAAGUAACUUUGGUUCAGUUUUAAAUGCCAAGCGUGUUACCCCGUCCUUAAUCAAACGCCUUCUCGGUGAAUACGAUCUAUCAAGGGUGAAAGCUGUCCAGUAUGGGUAUGCAAUGAAUCUGAAGCCAUUAACGCAUUCAGGCUCAAGACUGGCCUGGAUGUGGUGGAAACAGGUGUGUGGCUACACCAUUCUGGAGUCCUCGGUGCCUCUCCUGAUGGAUUGGUUGGAGAAGAUAGUGUUCUAG
Molecule: messenger RNA, 1247 nt
Organism: Porites lobata
Lineage: Eukaryota; Metazoa; Cnidaria; Anthozoa; Scleractinia; Poritidae
Source: the annotation of a GenBank genome assembly